Messenger RNA from Dioscorea cayenensis subsp. rotundata (Guinea yam), 1589 nucleotides. Its product is annotated as double-stranded RNA-binding protein 4-like. NCBI's taxonomy places the organism in Eukaryota, Viridiplantae, Streptophyta, Magnoliopsida, Dioscoreales, Dioscoreaceae. Bases 60 to 845 code for a protein of 261 amino acids. The record is from RefSeq and is a predicted model, not a curated record. The transcript has 5 exons.
UCCACUUGUUCCUUCCUCUCUCUCUCUCUCUCUCUCUCUCUCUCUCUCUGAUCCAAGAAAUGGAGUUCGUACCGGCUCGAAACCCUAAGGAUUUCUUGUACAAGAACAAAUUACAAGAGUAUGCACAGAAAUCUCUCAUUCCCUUGCCUAUAUAUCAAACUAUUAAUGAAGGAAAACAACAUGCUCCAAAAUUUAGAUCAUUUGUUAUGAUAGAUGGAGUAGGCUUUGUGUCAUCCAGCACUUUUAGUAAUCGAAAAGAGGCAGAGCAAGAUGCAGCGAGAAUUGCCCUUGAAGGGAUCUUGCAAAAGACAAAACAAGAAGGCAUGCAUCUAAUUCACCAGGAUAAGAUUUUCUGCAAGUCCAUUCUUAAUGAAUAUGCAAUGAAGGCGACUGUAGAUAAGCCUGUUUAUACAACAGCUCAAUCAGGAAGUGUGAUUCCCGUUUUCGUCUCCACUUUAGUUUUUGGAGGCAAAUCUUAUAUUGGUGCUCAUGGGAAGACUAAAAAAGAGGCAGAACAGUCAGCUGCACGUGUUGCUAUUGAGUCCAUUCUUAGCGGUUCCGACACCAAAGCUCUAAUGUCUCAAAUUAUAAAAUCCAAGAGUAGAUUUUAUGCUGCAGUUCAUGGAACUGAUGCCUUGGCAGUAAAUCUGAACACGAAUGCGGGUUUGGUAGGAUCUGCAGAGGAUCAGCCUGGUCCUUGGAUUCAGUUUGGAAUAGGGUUUCAUUCAGCUAUAGAAAAUGGCAAACCGCUGACAGGACAUGACUCUGAAGUAUUUCCGUCGUGUGAGCAUGUCAAUGCUGAAGUACCACACCUUGUUUCUUCUGUAUUAAAAGAAACCAAAUGAUGAAGUUCUGUCUCAAGGAAAUUCUGAAUUAAUUCAAAGUGAUCCAUAUGUGCCUGCUUUCGCACAAGGUAGCCAAUUAUCAGGAGUUGGAAACAGUGGUUUCAAACCGGCCCCUAAUGAAUCUUAUUCUCAAGAGAAUGAUCAAGUAAUUGCUUCUGUCGAUACCUCUAUAGUCCCUGAUGAUCCUCAAGUUAUGAUUUCAAGCCACGACAAGAAGCGCUCAUUCGAGACAAGAAAUGAUCAUGGGCAAGAAAAGAAAGCAAAGACUGAUGAAGACUUUAUUAGGUUGCCCAGUGAGUCACCAGAAGAGAACCCAAAUACAAUCUCCGAAACUCAGAUAGAAGAUACGUAAUUCUGUCAAGACUUGCCGCUGCCAAAAAAGUACAUAAUCAGCUUCUUUUCUCACAACAAUGACCAGUGAUGGUGGUUAACUUGGAGAUGCAACUUCAAUUUACCAGUUUUUUCUCUGAACAAUCUUUGCCUAUGAAAUUUUGUUGCAAUGGAAGGAGGAACAUGCUCUAAAAGUGAGGCAAAUGGAGAAUGCUUGAAUCUUCUGAUGCACUAAAUUGAAGCAUGACAACCAUUUGUAUGAUAUUACCUUUAAUUCCUGAUUCAUGGGUUUGCUCACAUGUAACUUUUAAGAGAUAGACUCUGUAUUGAUGGGAGAUGGAAGUUAGUUCUCAGCAUGUACAUGACAAGCACCUUUUCUAUACACCAAUGGAUUGUAAUUCUCUUCAUAGUUCA